UCGAAGGCGAGUGAGACCUCAUCUCAACCAGGAGCUCAACUAUCUUUAGCUCAGUUAUCUUAAGUUGUUAGCUGUUAAACUGCUUUGUUUAGAGCAUGAGUGUGUUCCUGCUCCCCCUUCCUGCCCUGGAGAAGCUGUGCUGUGUCUCUGUGACUCUGCAGCAGGAAGAGGAUCUGAGGAGCCGGCAGAUGAAGACCUGCAGAGAGCUGGUGCUGCUGUACUCUGGCCUCCUGGCCUCUCCAGCUCUGGACUCCUUCUCUGACAUCACGGUCGUCGUGUCGAUCCCGUUUUUCCAAAGAGGGUUCCUCCAGGUGUUUGUACAGGGACGCAGUCUGCAGCUGGGCUGUCCUCAGUGUGUGUCUCCAGGUGUCCUCCAGUGUUGUCUGUCCUACUCUCUAAUCACCAGACUGGCUCCCAGCUGGAACAAAGCAGGACUCUACCUCAUCUCAGGGAAAGACUUCCUGACCGAGAGCGGCCGGCUCAACGCCGUCGGUAAGUUUCUCCAACACGCUGGUUGGGUACUGCUGUCAGGUUCUCCAGGGUGUGUGUGUGUGUGUGUGUGUGUGUGUGUGUGUGUGUGUGUGUGUGUGUGUGUGUCAGGCAUGGAGCUGAGCACCAGCGAGGGCCAACUGGUCCUCAACAUCGAAGCCAACACAGUCCGACUGCCACCGACCAGACUGGAGGACUUUGACCUCCCCCCGUUGGUGCUCAGGAGGUUCUGCAGUGACCCGGUCUCCGUCCUCGACCCCUCCUCCACCGGUCGCCCCCCGUGGUGUCACGUCCUGCCCAGUAUGAAGAAAGGUCAGAUCAUCACCAUCACCCGUCAACUGCCCAGAGACGGACCAUUUCGGACCUAUGGAGACCUGCAGAACCACUGGAACCGCCUGUACGGUUACAGACUCCCGGAGCUUGCAGAAGAAGAGGUGGUUUACUGCAGCAUCUACUUCAGACCGGUGGGUCAGAGACUCUUCACAUACCCUCUGAGCUGCGUCCGCCUGCAGCCGGUGCAGCGCUGCCCCCGGGUCGACCUGCAGGGGGCGCUGGGCUCCUUCCUGGCCGACAUCGGGGGCAAGCUGCGCGACGUGUGCGGCUUCCCUGCGCGGCUGACCGGAAAACCCCGUUACUGCACGGCCGGGCUGAGCUCUGCAGCUGUGUGUGUGUUGGCUGCUGAGCAGGUCAACUUAAGCUCCUCCUCCCCCAUCAGGCCGGUCCUCACCCAGCUCCCUCCUCCUCCUCCCCGACCUGUGAAGCCCUCUUUGGGGUCACAACCUCCGGCCUGGAGCCCUCUCACCCAGCAGGACGGAGCCCCGGGGCUUCUGGGUAACAUUCUGACACAAAGCAAAGGGUGGAGAGGAGGCCAAGACUGGCCUUCAUCCUCCUCCUCCUCCUCCUCCUCCUCCUCACGCGUUUCCUUUUCUCAUCCCUUGGUUCACCAGUCAGCUCUUUUCCUCUCCUCUUCCUCUUGUUCCUCCUCUUCUCUCUCACUAGCUUCAGCUUCAUCCCUCCCUCCUCUUCCUCCCCCGAUGGUUCCCAUCUUCAAGAACAAGUGUCCGUCGCGCCUUGUCAACGUGGCCCUGCUGCGCCUCCAGAAGCAAAGGGAGCAGCUGAUUGGAGGAGGAGGUGGGGGGGAGAGGGGGAGGGUGACCCUACCGGCCUUCUGGACGAAGACCUCCGCCUCUGCCUCCUCUUCGUCACUUUCUUCUCAGCCCGCCGUGCUGCCCCGACCGGUUCCUCCUCCGUUACCGGUUCCUCGCUUCAACCGUCGGCCCAAAUCUCUCAGCCUCAGUCCUGCGUCCAAGUCCAGACCCGGGUUCCUCCUGGCUCCAGAGACGGAGACCACGAAACCCAAGACCAGCUCCCAAACCACCGUGAAGUCUAGCUCGGACAGAAAUCCAGCCCCUCCACCUUCUGAUAUCUCCAACACACGUCCUCCACCUUCUGAUAUCUCCAACACACGUCCUCCUCCUUCUGAUAUCUCCAACACACGUCCUCCUCCUUCUGAUAUCUCCAACACACGUCCUCCUCCUUCUGAUAUCUCCAACACACGUCCUCCUCCUUCUGAUAUCUCCAACACACGUCCUCCUCCUUCUGAUAUCUCCAACACACGUCCUCCUCCUUCUGAUAUCUCCAACACACGUCCUCCUCCUUCUGAUAUCUCCAACAAAGACGCCUCCAGCAGCAGACGGAGAGUUGCGUUUGAGACGAAGCCGAAGAAACCUCGAUCAGCGAUACGAGACGUGGACGUCGGGCAGAUGGCCAGAAGCAACCAGCUGGGAUAGGCUCCAGCGCCCCCGCGACCCUAAUGAGGAUAAGCAGUAUUGAAAAUGGAUGGAUGGAUGGAUGGAUGAACACAUACAAUAAUGCCAUAUACCAUAUUAAACAAUAAUAAUGAAUAAUAAGAAUCGGUCUCAAUGGCAGCGAAUCAGAUCCGCCGUCGUCACCAAAUGUGGAGGCGUGAUUCUCUAUGGCCUCUCUAAAAAUGUUCUACUUCACAAAGUCAAACUGUGAGACUGGGAACACAUUGUGGACCAAAAGGAGAGACUUAAGAAGUGAUGUCCACUCCACAUGUGCUUCCUCGUGAACAUGCUUUGGGAGGCAGCGCCAACAUCCUCUGAGAGGACAACGGCCUUCAGGACGAUGAACGGGACUUUAAUAACAUCAUCAGUUCUACAGCUCCCGGAGCAAUACGCCAGUGACUCGUAAUGUUAUUUACACAGAUUCAGCUCUGCACCAACAGUUUUAAAGGUGAGCUGCCGAGGACAAACAUGUCUGAGCAUACAGCGUUUAAAACCUCCUAAAUUCAUUAUCGAAUACAUGCGCCAGGUGAUGAAGUAUUCUGAACGUGUACUUCCUUUUGUCUCGUUAAAUACAAAUGUUAUAAUGUCCAAUUCAAACGCGCCAACACAGAAGAGGAUAAAAGCCAGAAUGUGAGAACAGUUCUAGAACAGUUCUCAUUCCUCAUCUGCUGCAUUUACCUCAUCACAUUUAAAUCAUCACAUUUACCUCAUCACAUUUAAAUCAUCACAUUUACCUCAUCACAUUUAAAUCAUCACAUUUACCUCAUCACA
Molecule: messenger RNA, 3068 nt
Organism: Cyclopterus lumpus (lumpfish)
Lineage: Eukaryota; Metazoa; Chordata; Actinopteri; Perciformes; Cyclopteridae
Exons: 13
Coding region: 96-2279 (727 amino acids)
Source: RefSeq, a predicted model, not a curated record